Athene cunicularia (burrowing owl) is the source of this 822-nucleotide messenger RNA. It is a transcript of the gene TMEM35A, whose product is annotated as transmembrane protein 35A. Bases 186 to 692 code for a protein of 168 amino acids. Gene Ontology annotation, cellular component: endoplasmic reticulum. The transcript has 2 exons. The record is from RefSeq and is a predicted model, not a curated record. Lineage: Eukaryota; Metazoa; Chordata; Aves; Strigiformes; Strigidae. Gene Ontology annotation, biological process: positive regulation of protein localization to cell surface; chaperone-mediated protein complex assembly. Gene Ontology annotation, molecular function: acetylcholine receptor regulator activity.
UGGCUGCCCGCCUGGGGGCAUUAGGACCCGGAGCUGCUGAGCGGAGGAGGCUGAAUCCCUCCUGCUGUCGUCCUCGCUGCCUCGGCAGCUUCAGUCCUCAGCUCCUUCAAUGGUGACUGGCUACCUCCCGCCCGGGCUGGCAGCCGCAGGGAGGAGGCCUCGCUAGGACCCUUCCCGGCGGCUCCAUGGCAUCGCCCAGGACUAUCACUAUCGUCGCGCUCUCGGUGGCCCUGGGGCUCUUCUUUGUCUUUAUGGGGACCAUCAAGCUGACCCCUCGGCUCAGCAGAGAUGCCUACAACGAGAUGAAACGAGCAUACAAAAGCUACGUGCGGGCCCUCCCCAUGCUAAAGAAGAUAGGAGUCAGCUCCAUCCUUCUCCGCAAGAGCAUUGGUGCCCUAGAAGUGGCGUGUGGCAUUGUCAUGACACUGGUGCCUGGUCGCCCCAAAGAUGUGGCCAACUUUCUCCUCCUCCUCCUUGUGCUGGCUGUGCUCUUUUUCCACCAGCUAGUGGGGGAUCCACUCAAGCGUUACGCCCAUGCCCUAGUCUUUGGGAUCCUGCUUACCUGUCGUCUGCUGAUUGCCCGCCAGCCUGAGGAGCAGCUGCCAGAAAAGAGGAUCCUGUCAGUGAACGGGGAUGAGCAGCCACUCAUCCAUGAAGCAGCUCCUGAGAAAGGCAAAAUGAAGGUAUCCUAGUUGAGUGCAUGUGAGAAAUACGGACCCUCAAGGCAGCUCUCCAAAAUCACCCAGAAAAUUUCUUUUUUAUUUACCUAUUUAUAUUUUUUGUCUGUCUAAAUAAAGUUGCACUUGAGGUCUGAGAGGCACA